Prunus dulcis (almond) is the source of this 857-nucleotide messenger RNA. RefSeq lists its product as uncharacterized. The transcript has 3 exons. The record is from RefSeq and is a predicted model, not a curated record. The coding region runs from base 47 to 406 and encodes 119 amino acids. Lineage: Eukaryota; Viridiplantae; Streptophyta; Magnoliopsida; Rosales; Rosaceae.
AACAUAUUAUAUAGUCCCUCUCAGCUUUCCAUAGAGUGAGAGAGAGAUGGCAGCGGCGUCGUUUAGGUGGGUACUACAGCUGCACAAGGACGUGCCAAAAGCUGCUCGGUUCUACUCCGAAGGCUUGGACUUCACCGUCGAUGUAUGUACUCUUCGCUGGGCUGAGCUUCAAUCCGGCCCACUCAAACUUGCCCUCAUGCAAUCCCCCAAUGAUCAUGUCAUGCAGAAGGGAAUGGGAUACUCUUCACUUCUGUCUUUCACAGUGAAGGACAUUAAUCAAACAAUGACAAAACUAAUGGCUUUAGGAGCUGAGCUAGAUGGCCCUAUCAAAUAUGAAAUCCAUGGCAAGGUUGCAUCCAUGCGGUAUAUUGAUGGGCACAUGUUAGGCCUCUACGAACCCGCCUAGGAGCUCCAGAAGAAGUCCCUUAAAUGCAACUAGAUGAAAUAGUAGGCUGCUUGGAACUUUUGUUAUGGCAUUUUGAAAUCUUUUGAACACAGAGAGAAGAUGUGAGAGAUUUCUCCUUUUCUUGGGUUCCCUUCAACAAUUGACAGUGUUUUUUCAUCCAAAUCGAUCACAGUUGUGCACAGAGUGUAAAGCAAUGGACCUGGAAACACGGCAAACAGUGUUACCACAAACGUCUUGGAGGGGACAAAAAGGAAGUUUAAUCUAUGUUCUAAAUCACCUAUCAUGUAGAUGGGGUACUUUGGGUCAUCUGUAUCUCCUAGAAGUGAUAGGAAAUCUUCUUUUGAUCUUUUAGGUAGCACAGCCGCUUUGCUUUGCCUUGUUUUUGAGUUCUCAUCAUGUACCUUCACAGAAACCAAUUAUUUUAAUUUAGUUGAAAUUGAAGCAAGUUGAA